CAGACCGGAAGCACUAAUCAGGACUACCGAAAAUUCUUGUUGUUGACCAUCGCAUUUUUGUUUUUUUGAGCUCUUUUUUUAGAACAGUUUGUUUGUUUUUUGGUAGAUUUCUGUGCUGUUUGUUGAGUAUUCGCGUGAACCACAGUUACUGUUCCCAUACCGGACUGGAGGGUUUCUUCUAGUAGCUGAAUCAUUCUCUUAUUUUCAGUCGGCCCGAGGCUGGGCUAACGUUAGCCUAGCAUUAUUGAAGCCCCGCUAGCUAGCGUUAGCUGGCAUUCGCUGUCAAUCUAGGUGGCAUUUAUUAGUAAGAACAGUCAAAACAAACACCCGAGAAAAAUGUCAGUGGUCAACGAAAGUGCCCUGAAGAAAAUGCUAAAGCAAUACAAAUACAGAGAUCUGACUGUUCGUGAGAUAACCAAUGUCAUCUCCCAGUACAAGGAUUUGAAGCCAGUAAUGGAUGCUUAUGUAUUUAAUGAUGGCUCCACAAGAGAUCUGAUGAGCUUGACAGGAACUGUUCCUGUGAGCUACAGAGGUAAUGUCUAUAACAUUCCAGUGUGUUUGUGGCUGCUGGACACGUAUCCCUACAACCCUCCUAUAUGUUUCGUCAAACCUACCAGCGCUAUGAUGAUCAAAACUGGCAAGCACAUAGAUGCUAAUGGCAAGAUCUACCUGCCGUAUCUACAUGAGUGGAAGCAUCCUCAGUCAGACCUGUAUGGUCUGAUUCAGGUGAUGAUUGUGGUGUUUGGAGAGGAGCCCCCUGUGUUUUCUCGUCCCACCACACAAGCCCCCUACCAAGCCUUUCAAGCAGCUGGACCCCCUAAUUCUUCCUACAUGCCUGGCAUGCCUGCGGUCUCACCAUAUGGCCCAAAUCCUAACUCUGGAGGCUACCCAGGUUACCAGUACCCAGGGGGGAACUCUUAUCCAGCCACUGCUGGACCUGCACACUACCCCACCCAGACUCCAGUUUCCACAGUGGGCCCAAACAGAGAUGGCACCAUCGGUGAGGACACCAUCCGUGCAUCCCUGAUUUCAGCUGUGAGUGACAAGUUGCGCUGGAGGAUGAAGGAGGAGAUGGACAGAGCUCAGGCUGAGUUGGAUGCCCUGAAGCGAACAGAAGAGGACCUGAAGAAAGGACAUCAGAAACUAGAAGAGAUGAUCUCAAGACUGGACCAGGAAGUGACUGAAGUUGACAGGAACAUUGAGCUGCUGAAGAGAAAAGACGAGGAGCUGACUGAGGCCUUGGAGAAAAUGGAGAACCAGUCAGAGAACAAUGACAUUGAUGACGUCAUUGUGCCCACAGCUCCGUUGUACAAACAGAUCCUGAACCUGUAUGCUGAAGAGAAUGCAAUUGAAGACACAAUCUUCUACCUGGGAGAAGCCCUCCGCAGGGGCGUCAUAGACCUGGAAGUUUUUCUCAAGCACGUACGCCUUCUGUCCAGGAAGCAGUUUCAGCUUCGUGCGCUUAUGCAAAAAGCCCGCAAGACUGCUGGGCUGAGUGACCUCUACUGACCUAUACGGACUACCUAGAAACAUUCAUAUCUUCAUGCUCUCUUUCUCUCUCCUCUUCCUCUUGCUGUAUUGUUUUAUUUUAAUUACAUCUUAUAUAUCAGCCAGCUGCUCUUAUUUUAUAGUCUAUAUUAAAUUUAUUCUUAUGGGACAGAAAUUUGAACAGCAACAACAAAGUAAAAUUACACUUUUGAAUGUUAAAUUGCAGCCAUAGUUGUAGCUAGAUGUCGUUUGCAUUCUGAUCUAAACAAACACUCCUUUGGGGUCGUUGUGUAAAGACAUGACCCAGACAUGACAGUGUUAUUUUUAUGGCCCCAAUAUUUAGAAACACUAUCAACUUUAAAAUUUGGUAUUAACAUUAAAAAAAAACAAAAAACAAAACUGUUGAACAUGCUGUAUUGUUAAUUUUUUUCUGUUGUGUGUGCUUUGUAUGUGACUUUUUCCCAUGCCUCUUUAACCACGCUGGUGUACGGUAUGCUGCACUACAGAUUAGCCCACAGGUUCUGUUGGCAAUCUCUUUGCCAUACAACAUCAUUUGGCUAGUAAGCACAAAUGGUAGGGGCUAAAAGAGAGGAGCUUUGUAGAGAGCCCCAUAUGAUCACUCCCUUUGUAAUGAAAAGAUAAGCCUGCGAUUUAAAUACCCAGGAUUACUUUUCAGGAAGGGCAGGGUUCAGCCUCAGGAUUUCUGCUGUAGGAGUUUAUGUUUUGGGUCAUUUUCAGUAGCCAUAAAGUUAGAGAUCACUUUAACAUAGUUGAAGGAAUGAUACCCAUGAAUCUGACCUGGUUUGUUUUGGGCAGACAUUCAGCUUUAAUUUAAGCUCUUAUGCCACUUGCCCACACUACAUAAUUCUCCAUUUUUGUGUCUCCUUAUGAAAGUGUGAGGUUCCUUCAGUGUGUCGGCUGCCUGUUUUACCCUCCAGUCUGACGAUUUUAACCAGUCAUGUACAGUUUUUGUUUCACUCUGUUGAGUGUCUCUAAAGUGGAUGGCAGUCUUGGCAGAGUACUGAAUUGUAAAGGAAUUUCUGCAUUGUUUGAUUUUCUUUUUUCCUGUGCUGUCCACUCAUUCUCAGUUCUGCUGAGAAGGUUAAAAUAAACAUAAGAUUAAAGCUGGGUGUUCAGAGGGUGCAAAAAAUAAACAAAUGUACUAAUCAGAAAUUUAACUCAUGUAAAGUUUUUUCUUUAAUUUAGCCUUUUACUAAAUGCACUUUGAAUUGUAUAUUUUUUUCUCUCAGUUUAACCAUAGACCACUUUCUUUUAUAUCUGUAGAUUUAUGUAAAUCAGUACAAAUAAAUCUGAUUUAA
Molecule: messenger RNA, 2807 nt
Organism: Archocentrus centrarchus (flier cichlid)
Lineage: Eukaryota; Metazoa; Chordata; Actinopteri; Cichliformes; Cichlidae
Gene: tsg101a
Product: tumor susceptibility 101a
Exons: 10
Coding region: 337-1509 (390 amino acids)
Biological process (GO): protein modification process; protein transport; endosome to lysosome transport
Cellular component (GO): ESCRT I complex
Molecular function (GO): ubiquitin binding
Source: RefSeq, a predicted model, not a curated record